AUGAACGCCGCCGUGUUUGCUUCAUCUGCUUUAUCUCUUCCCAUCUCCUUCUGUAAAACUAGAUCAUCUAAACUCACCAGAAAGAAGGGAGUGAAAGGAGAAUUCAGGGUAUUUGCUGUGUUUGGAGAAGAAAGUGGAUUAAUUGAGAAGAAGAGCCAAUGGGGUCCUUUGUUUGAUGUUGAGGAUCCUAGAACGAAAGCUCCUCCUUAUAAAGGCAAGUUCUUGGAUGUUCAUCAAGCUCUUGAAGUUGCUAGAUUUGAUAUUCAAUACUUGGAUUGGCGUGCUCGUCAAGAUCUCCUUACCAUCAUGAUUCUUCAUGAUAAGGUCGUUGAUGUACUUAAUCCUCUAGCUCGUGAGUACAAAUCAAUCGGUACUGUGAAGAAAGAACUAGCAGGAUUGCAGGAAGAGCUAGCUAAAGCACACCAACAGGUUCAUAUAUCUGAAGCAAGGGUUUCAACUGCUUUAGACAAGUUAGCUCACAUGGAAGAAUUGGUUAACGAUAGGUUGUUACCCGGUAGAGUCACAACAGAAUCAGAUAAACCGUCGUCUUCAACCUCAGUCCAGGACUUAGACAGGGAAAAGACAAACAUCGGUGCCAAAACCUUGAAUGUUUCUGGUCCGGUUCAGCCUUAUAGUCCACGGUUAAAGAACUUUUGGUAUCCUGUAGCUUUCACCGCAGAUCUCAAGCAUGAUACAAUGGUACCAAUUGAUUGCUUUGAGCAACCAUGGGUUAUCUUUAGAGGAGAAGACGGUAAACCAGGAUGUGUACGAAACACGUGCGCGCAUAGAGCUUGUCCUCUUGAUCUUGGCACAGUGAACAAUGGACGUAUCCAAUGUCCUUACCAUGGAUGGGAAUACUCAACCGAUGGGAAAUGUACAAAAAUGCCAUCAACGAAGCUAUUGAAUGUGAAGAUAAAGUCGAUACCUUGCCUUGAACAAGACGGUAUGAUCUGGGUCUGGCCUGGAGAUGAGCCUCCUUCAUCUACACUCCCUUCUCUACAACCUCCUUCAGGGUUUGUAAUCCAUGCUGAGCUAGUAAUGGACCUUCCUGUGGAACACGGUUUACUUCUUGACAAUCUCUUGGAUCUUGCUCAUGCUCCAUUCACUCACACGUCAACUUUUGCUAAAGGCUGGAGUGUUCCAAGCUUGGUGAAGUUCUUAACGCCGUCUUCAGGUUUGCAAGGAUACUGGGAUCCAUACCCGAUCGAUAUGGAGUUUAAACCGCCUUGUAUCGUGCUAUCGACAAUCGGGAUCUCAAAACCAGGGAAAUUAGAAGGAAAGAGCACUAAACAGUGUGCAACACAUCUUCAUCAACUCCAUGUUUGUUUACCUUCUUCAAGAAACAAGACAAGACUCUUAUACCGAAUGUCACUAGACUUUGCUCCUAUAUUGAAGAAUGUUCCCUUCAUGGAACAUCUCUGGAGACAUUUCGCUGAACAGGUUUUAAACGAAGAUCUAAGGCUUGUUUUGGGACAGCAAGAACGGAUGUUGAAUGGUGCAAACAUAUGGAACUUACCGGUUGCUUACGACAAGCUCGGAGUUCGGUAUAGAUUAUGGAGGAACGCGGUAGAUCGCGGCGAUGCUAAAUUACCAUUCUCAAGCUAA
This is a messenger RNA of Microthlaspi erraticum, 1605 nucleotides long. Lineage: Eukaryota; Viridiplantae; Streptophyta; Magnoliopsida; Brassicales; Brassicaceae. The record is from the annotation of a GenBank genome assembly.